Messenger RNA from Podarcis lilfordi (Lilford's wall lizard), 13658 nucleotides. Lineage: Eukaryota; Metazoa; Chordata; Lepidosauria; Squamata; Lacertidae. The record is from the annotation of a GenBank genome assembly.
CCUUUCCUCCUGACCAGCAACUUUGGCCUGUGAUUUUGUCAUCCAUUUGCAACAAUUGAAACAGUAGUUGAUAGAAGGAUCAGCAGGCAUCUAUUCAACCACCAAACUGACCACCAAUACUGAAUAUUUAAGCCUUAAGGCAUUUAUACACCACACCCAUCACCUGGUAGGGGCUGAGGCUGAUGGAAGUUGUAAUCCAAAAUUUCUACAGGGCAAUAGGGCGCAGUAAGUUGUUGUACUGCUUUUCAGGCAGACCUCACAAAGCUAUUUAUCUGUUAUUAAAUCGGUAUACCACCCUUCAUCCAAAGAUCUCAGGGCAGUUCACAGCAUAAAAAGACACAAACAAGAACGAAAGCAAAGCAAAACAACCCCCCAUACACAUCUAAAAGUACAUGGAAUGUUAAUUGGCCAAAGGCUUGGUUGAAGAGAUGUUUUCGCCUGGUGCCUAAAGGUGUAUAAUGAAGGUGCCAGGCAAGCCUCCCUGGGGAGAGCAUGCCACAAAUGGGGAGCCACUGCAGAAAAGGUCCACUCUCAUGUUACCAACCGGCAGACCUCUCCUGGAAUCCAUUUGCAAUAGCCAGAGAAGACUGAAGAGGACUGAGGGGAGAAAGUUGGGUGUCUACUAUAGAAAUAAGCAACUGGCAGCUCUGCCAAAUCCAGCCCCCGAAAGGAUUUUAGCUGCCUCUUUGUUACUAACAGGUAUGAAUAGUUUCAUAUGAUAACGUAACGACUUGAAAACCACUCUGGAAUGAGGAUUGUGGUCUUGGUUUCUACUGUAGGAAAACUAGUUGCUGACAACCACCACCGUUGCUCUACAUCUACCCUCCACAACAACAACAACAACAACCAUUGCUCUACAUCUACCCUCCAGUUGCCAUGUGAGAUUGAUGGGUAAGCUAGGUCCCCCAUUACUCAACAAUGGGGCGGAACAGAACCCCGCCACCCCAGCUCCAUCAAGGGCAACCUGUACUGUAUGCUUGCAGUUUGCUAGAACCUUUGGUACAGUAGCCAAAACUCUGAAGACACACUAAAUUGCCACAUCCCGCUUCCUCCAUCCCCCAGGGGCACUGUCACAGGCUGGACACAACCUGUGCCAGAGGCCCUGGGAGAUUGAAGAGAAUGUGCAUGGCAGGCACAUCAUGAUUCUUUGCAAAAUCAUGGUCUAAUAGAAUUCCGAAUAAGAUGGCAAGGUAAGCCAUAGGGAAGAAAUUCAUAGCAGGCCUAAUGUGGUCUGUAAGCAAUUACUUCAAAGAUCAUGGCAGCACUUCAAAUAAUGAGGACAAGAAACAUUUUUAAUUUGAGGAUAUCGGGAACCUUAAAUUCUUCAUAGGAUCCAGUUCAUUUGUGGAUAAGGCACAUCUCACAAACUGACAACCCUUGUGAAAUUUGGAAUGAGCUAAACGUAUUCUGGACGUUUGGUGCAUGCCCACCUUUUCCCCACCACCACUCUCUGCCCUUUCCCUUAUUCCACCAAUAGACCAUGGCACUACAAACUGAAUCUAGGUUGUUGGGGUCUGCCUCCAUGUUUCUCAACCUUUGGCUUGGCUGAAGGAGAGGUCUGUUGGAAAAGUAUGUGGAUGAAUUUGGUGCAUGUGCAGAAAAGAUGUCUUCUCCACUGCCAUCUUGGUGUGUUGGCCAGUGAGCUAAACAGUGGUACCAGUCUUUAAGGGAUAGGAGGAAGUCUUCUAAUUAGGCCCCUUUUCUGGACAACUCUCCUCAAUGUAUUGGCACGUCGCUCCUGCUGUAGCCAGUAGAGCAUCUCCACUGUAUCCCAUGCCAUCUUCUGCAGGUAUGGGCGUCCCUUAUAGGUCACUGUGUCAUUGUAAGACUCUUUGAUAUUGUUCAGGAUGAUAUAGAGCUCUGAGUCAUACUGGGCCAACUCAGAGCGCAAGCGGUUCCUGGUUCUGGAUUCCUUCAUUCGUGCUAUGAAGGAGCGGGGGGCCAGGUUGAACAAGCGGUUUGGAUUCGAAGCAGUUUCUUCAAACUGUUCCAAAUCAGCCAGCAGGAGUUCUCGGUCCUGGAUAGACCGUGCUGCUGUCUCCCAAGCUUGGAGCAUGUCUGGGAGCAGCCAGUAAUAUGGGUUGGCGCUGUACUUAAUUGCCAUAUCCAGCCUUUCCUGUUCAGAGAAAUGAAGAACUGUCCACAGUCUUUCCAGCCUUCUCUGAAAGACCUUGAGAUCCUCAGAUGUGUGGUCAGAGCAAAAAACAUUUUCCAACCCCCGCAGCAUGGCACAUUGGGAAUUCCACUUCCCAUGCUCAAACUCUUCCUUCUUGGUUUGAAGUUCAGCAGCUUUCUUUAUCACGUCUCUCUUCACUUUCACUUGUUUCUUUACUUGCACCUCAUCUAAUACAGGCUGUUGCUCCUCAUCUUCCUUAACGCUGUAUAAAUGAAAUAUCACUGGCAAAUAGUCAGACUCCUUGGUGCCAAUGUAUUUCAAGUAAUCAUCAGUGUUGAAUGUUGCUUUCCACCAUUUAAGCCAAGAGGUUUUUUUACCAGUAUUUUUUUUGAAGGGUACAUUUGGGCUCUCUGACACUUCCUCAGGGACAAAUGGUCCAGGUGGCAGGAUGUUACUCAGCUCUUUAUUAAUGACCUGUUCACUUUUCCCCCUAGUCAAUGUUGAGGAAGCAAAGCACCCAGCCAGUUCAAUGUUGGUUGCAGGGGAUUCUAUCAUGGGCCCUAGGUCAAAUUUCAGGUGGUCUUUUGGGAUAGUAUUCAUUAGUUCCUUGUACAUCUCCCUGACCUCUUCACCAGUGGAAAGAUUUGCAUCUAGAGACUUCACUGUAGCAUUAUCUAUCUCUCCAAGGAGGUGGUUGUAAAUUACUGGACAUAUCUCCAUAGACACAGCUUCUACAUAGGUUCUUUCUGACACUUGCAUAUCAGCUGCCUUCACAACCAUCCUUUCGUUGACUUUAAAGUUCACUGUUGCAGCCUGAGGAUGUGUGGCUGGGGCAGCAAUCAUGGUGUUCUUCCGUGACAUCUCAAAGGACUCCUCUCGUUGCAGAGAGCAAAGUAUUCUCUGAAGCUGCUCAAGGCGAACCUCAUUAGUCUUGCGCCGUGUCAAGGCUUUAAUUAGGGGAGGGAGCUCUAAAUCCUCAUCCUGCUCUCCUUUCUGCUGGCUGCUUUUCAGGACUGUUCUCUGUGCUAGUCUUCGGAGGUCCUCAGCCAGCCCGGCCAUUCCCUUGAGCCCAUCAUCUUCAGUGGUCUCACCAUAAUGACAAGGCAGAUCAGGGCUGAUAGGGCGCACAGAUAAACGAAUUCCAAGUUCAUCUGCUAGGAGCUGUCCAACUCUCAUAUUGGGCAACGACUGGCUCCUCUUGAGACUGCUGGAAAUGGCAUGCUUAACCCGCUGGAGUUUAGGCCGAUCUCCUAAAGUACUGGUGCAUGAGCAUGGCAUUGUCAUCACAUCAGACUGCAUUUGUCUAAAGUGGCUACUAGAGUUUGGUCUUGGUAGAUUUAACUGCUUUAUUUUGUUCAUGUCUAACAAAGGUAAGUCCUCCAAUUCCUUGAUAUCCUUCGCUAUCUUCUGUCUCAUCGUUGGUAUGUGAGGUUUCAUAAGCCUGAUGAAGUAGUCAAUGCUGAAAUGCAGAUUGCACGCGUCCAUCUGCGUUGACCUCCAACCCGCCAUACUAACCCGUUUCCUGGACGUUUCAGUCUGGCGGAGUUGCAGGGUCUUCGUGUCCAUUAUUAGGCGGUGGCGGACAGCUGCUACAUUGAGGAGCCUGGAACAGUCCAGAGAGAGUUGGGCAGAGAAGCGAGUUAGGUUAGCACAGUCCGUGAAGACAGACAGUGCACGAUGGCGCUCCAUGACAGACAGAUAGCGACGGAAAAGGUGCUGGCAUACCAAGCCAAUGUAAGUCACCAGGUGCUGGUAGAGUUCCCUAUUUUCCUGGGGACUGAAGGCUGGGUCAUAUAGGGAACGUUGUACAUCCUUAAAGAUGUGCUUGACCUCAGUUAGGAUGACCUGCUGGAAGGCCCGCUGGUGUGGGCUGGGUAUUUGCUGCCACUGGGUCCCCACCUCCAUCCGGCCUUUUAGCAGCUGCAUGAGGUUGGCCAGGGAGAUGGGCACAGGCACAGGCUUCUGCAGGGACGAGAUGGCAGAGGACCCUUUGUCGAUCGAGCUCCUCAACCUGGAGACGGUGGCCGGGAAGAGGGACAGGGGGGCGAGGAUCCGCUGGUAGUGGUCAUGCAGCUGCUGGCUGGCCUUUUCCGUGUUGUCUAGGGCGUACACCUCGCGCCGGGGAAGCGCGACAAACGAAUUCAUGGUGGGGAGCUCGGCGGAAGCUGCAGCUGCAGCAGCGACAGCAACCCCAAGGUGGCUUAUGGAGUGGUCGUCAUGGUUACUCCACAACGGACUACUCGGCGCCAAUCGGCUUCCCCGAGGGACGCUGAGCGCGAGAGUUUGGUUCCGGACCUGGUAAAAGGGCGCGCGGACUCCGAAGAGGAGGGGGCAGGAAGUGACGUCGUCACCUCCGUUUACUGAUCUUUUUACACGACGAGUCGGUCGCCGAUCAUAGAGAUGAGCUAGUGUGGCAGGUCAGCGACUUCCGGGUUCCUGUUUUGUGUUUGUACAAGCGGGUCCGGCGGGCAACAUUUCCCCGUGAAGGGAAAGGAAGGAGGCGGCGGCGGCGGCGAUGGAGGCACCUCCAGGAGGCGGUGGAGGCAGCUGCAAGGUGGGAUAGAAUCCCCCGCCGGGGGUGGACCACUAAUUCCUUUGACCAGCCGUUAUCUCGCCUUAAAAAGCAGAGGCAUGACAUGCAGAAACCCAGCAGGGGAAGUUUUUCUCUCGCCGCGUCUGCCACUGUUGUGUUUCUGCCUGCUAUGGCAAACAUGCAGGAAGCCUUCCGUGAGGGUGGGUGGAAUUGUUACCUUUUAUCGGAUGGUUGGAGAAACGGGCGGCAGAACAGACGUGCAAAGUCCUCCUCCAACGGUAGCUCCAGUUAGGAAGGAUCGCGCAGCGAGGGAUGGAAAGGCCCUCCUCUGCCUGAGGUCCUGGAAAGCCAUUUCCAGUCAGAAGAGACAAUGCUCAACUUGAUGGACACAUACAGCUUACAUAUACACAAUAGAUAUAUAGCUUUAAUACUAUUAGUGUUUAAUUGCUUUUUAAUGAAUAUCUUUUCAUGCUUUUAUCUUUUAAAUUGCCUUUGGGGGAAAGGCGGGAUAUAAAGAUGAUGACAAUAAACGUGCAGGAUGAUGGUGUCCAUGGACAGGGUAUGAAGCAGAAAGGCUGUUGAAUGGGUGAAGGAUUCAAACUACUGCCCCUAAUAUAGUACUAACCUUCUCCUGUGAACAUAAUGUGCUAAGGAGGACCACCUGCCCACCAGGUUCAGCACUGUUCCUCCUGCUUUCCUUGAAUAGUGUCUGGUAAUUUGAAAUCAUGUUCCAGCUGCAGAUCAGUAAGAGUUAUUCUGCAUUCUACAUAAAACGACAUUUUUCUUUCUUUCCUUUUUUAAAUAAGCAGCUUUGGACUCAUAUGAUCUUCUCUCACCUUUUUACAGCUGGAGUUUGCUGUCCAGAUGGUGUGUCAGAAUUGUGUUGAGGCCAUUCGGUCAUCUCUGCAGGGAAUACCAGGUGAUCAGAUGAUGAAGGCUUGUGGCAUUUGUCAGGAUCCUAUGGCCCUCCAGAUGCUGUUGAACUCCAACUACCAUCAGCCCUAGCCAGCAAGGAUGAUGGUAGUUGAAGUUGAAUAACAUCUGAAGGGACAAUUCUAAACCCUGUCCAGGGAGUGGGCAUUUUUCCUGUUCCUUGGGCGCACUGCAAUUUUAUUUCCCCCCACUGCUCACAUUGACACUCCUCAGAAAGCACAGCAGUACUAAAAAAAUGUGUUACAAUAUCAGCACAAUUGUCCAUCUAGGUCUUCCAUCUUGUCUACAGCUACCAUACGACAUCAAAAGCCUUUCUCCAGGUGCUUCUGUCUAAAUCUGCCAAGAUAAGUGUGGGGAAUCUUUGGCCAUCCAUAUAUCUCUGAACUUACGGCUCCCAUCAUCUCUGGUUGUGCUUGCUGGAGCUGAUAGGAGCUGUUGAUCAGCAACAUCUGGAAAGCCAAAGGUUUCCCACACCUCCCCUUGCAGAAGGGCCUUUUUAAUGGAACAAUCUACUCAGGGCGGUCCAUCAAACCUAGAUACUCCCUGAUUUCAGGUGCCAGUCUAAUUCCUGAGCUUGUUCUCCUUUUCUCUGAUAAACGUCUCCCAGCCAGGUGUUUGUAUCAUUUUCUUGAUUUGUGCUGUUUUUGAUUUUAAUUGUUAGCUACCUUGUGACAUUGCUAAAACAUAUGGCUAUCCAUUUAAAAAGGAAACAGUGACUAUACAGAUGCCACCAGGAGAAUAAGAAGCAGGGGUAAAGAUAUGUCAGAAGGCCACUGAACCUAUGACAAAAAACCCCAGACAAAGUCACGCUAAAGUGACAUUUUGGUCUACUGUCUUGCUUCAGAAUAGCAGUCAAUGCCCAAACAUUGACAACAACAUCUACCCCCAGUGUGGGAACCCUAGUGCCAAAUUUGGCAAAGACAUCUUGAGGUAGCCAGUACUAUGGAGAACAGAUGGACAGACAGACAAAUCACUUUCCAAAAUAUAUAGCAGAUUGGUGGUACUCAACAGGCAGGUUUGUGUGGGACGAAUCAUACUGUUGGAAUGGUCCUCAGGGGUCAUCUAGUCCAACCCCCUGCCAGUGUAGGAAAUUUAUUACCGCAGCAUCCCUGAUCACUGGCCAUCCAGAUUGUGUUUCGAAACCUCCAGCAAAGUUGCGAGUCCACCACCUUCCAAGGCAGUUGGUUCCACAGCCAGAACACCUACGCCAUCAGGAAGGUCUUCUGAAUGUUUUGUGUUAAGGAUAAAGGAGGAGACUCUUGUUAUGAGUAAAAGUGGUGGCUUGUCAGGGGAGCAGGGCAGUUUAAUGGACUAGUGUGGAAUACAACAGUCGCAUCAUGGCAGUGACUUCUGUCUUUGCACUUCACCUUCUCCUCCCCUAUCUCUUUCCACCUCCUACCUCUUCCCCAGGCCUCCAGGUGCUUAACGUCCAGCUGGAAUCACAGAGUGUGCUGGUGGAGACUAGCCUUGGUGCUGAGAAGGUCCAAAGCCUAUUGGAGAGCACCGGACGCAGUGCUGUGCUGAAAGGGAUGGGGGCUGCUGUGCCUGGUAAGCUGAUUCUGCCUCACCUCCUUCCAGCUUCCCACCUAGAAUAUCUCCACAACAAACUUCAAAACUGGUUUUCAAUAGGUGCCAAGCAUCACGGCUUCUUCAUCUCCUCCCAAGUGAAUAUUGGCAAUUUUAGCUAACCAGGGGGUUGGGUGAGGGGCGGGCUAAGGAUUUUUAUCAGAAAAUGUGCUGGUACAGAGAAGAAGAGUGGCUAGAGCAGGAGUUGUCAACCUCCCCUCCUGCCAUCGAGAGUGACAUUUGCUCAUGGGCAACUUGUCAGUGGCUGUCGGCCAUCUUCUCUCUUUCUCCACCCAUCAGUCUGUGUGGGGGAUCGACAAGCCAUCCCUGCCAAAGGCCUAAAUGGGUAACUUGCCGAGGACUUUUGACCUUAGGCCUAGGGCUAGAUCACUGGAUCAGAGUAGACUCAUGGAAAUUAAUUAACAUGACUAAUUUAAGGCCAUUAAUUUUAACAACCCACUCUAAGUAGAACUUAGUUGGAUACCACCCAUGAUUGCCCACCACCACCAAAAUUGAUAAGUGGGGAUGGGGAAGAUAGUGACCAAGCGGGGUUGAACUCCCUGUGCACCAUCUGAUGGGUGGAGGGUUGCAAUUCUGCUUUCUACACAGAUGGGCUGCAUGUGUCAGUUCCCCACCAAGAACUGGCAUAUGCAGCUGAACUUAGCAGGACUGAAUCCUCUGCCCAUCUGCAGGUUCAGCCCUGCGAGAUGCAGGGAUCAACUGUGUGUGCCACUUCAAGUCCUGGAAAGUCAAGCAGGGGAAAACUCCCUGCUCAGUACCCAUAGGCUGUUCACAGGGGUUGACAGCACCCAUCAAACAUUGUGAUGAUGUCACCUGAUUGACAGGUAGCCGUGGUUUAACCACAACAGCCUUGCAGGCAAAAAUAGGAACCCCUAGCAAGCUAAGGGUGUCACAUGGGUCAGAAGUUUCUCACCCCUGUCCUAGGGCCACAGGCUGCCUACCCCUAUUCUAGAGCGUUCAUUGUUAUUGCAGGAGUUGCAGAUUCUCUCGCCCUCCCUGCUUAUGUGUAAAAGCAUCAUUAUUAACAACACAGUUUCUUUAUAAGUUCCAACUUUAACUUAAGAUUUCUGCCUUAAGGUUCCACCCUAAGAUCACAGUCACAGCAACAUUGUUUUCCCACAAUAUUCUUUCCCCACAGAGGAAGUGAUGGCCAAUUUACUUUCAGUUUCCCAGCCACAAGAAGAAGAAAAAGAAAGAAAGAUUUCCCCUUAGUUGCUUAAUCUUUAUCGUCAAUCAUAAAUCGGGCUUUUUGCUGUGCCUUAGACACUUUAACGACCAGUUUUCUCUCUCUUAUUAAAGACAGAAAGUGGCUCUUGCAAGUUUUCCGACAGUGAGUUUUCAUCUGCCGGCUGAUAAAUCUUGCUGUUACAGGCUAUCCUGUCCCAAAAAUGUUUAAGGGAGGAAGCAGAACUUAUGAAGGGUUCUUAUGAGGAGUUUGGAUGCAGUGUCAGUUCAGACAGCAGAAAACAGUUUUGAUCAGAGCAUUUGAGGUUACUCCCUUGAUCACUCUUUAUCCCACUGUGAUUUCGUCUGAUUACCAUCAAUCGCCACAAAAUUAACUUCUGUCAGCAGAGAGUAGACAGAGAGACAGUCAGUCUGCCAUUUCCUCCCCUGGAAGUCUCUUGGUCCUGAGAGUGACAUAUGCAAGGGAACUCCUCGAAGCAAGCAGCAAACUUGUGCGACCUCUUCCCUUUAUAGGGAGUCUCGGUGCUGCCGCUGUGGCAAUGGUGUCUGGCCCAGGGUUGGUCCAGGGUGUGGUGAGGUUCUUGCAGCUGUCCCCACAAAGCUGCCUCAUUGAUGGUGCCAUUGAUGGUCUGGAGCCGGGGCUGCACGGCCUGCAUGUGCAUGAGUUUGGGGAUGUCACCAAUUCCUGCGACAGGUGAGAGGCAUUAACAGGCACCUUCUGAGGCUUCUCCUUGGCUUUAGGGAGCCCUUUCUUUCACUGACUCUCGGUAUCAAAACUUUUCUUGUGUCUCAAACAGCUGUGGAGACCACUUCAAUCCUCAUGGGGAAUGUCAUGGGGGUCCCCAGGAUGUUCAUAGGGUGAGUUUGUGGCAUCACCAGGUAUUAAAUUCCUUAAGGCAGGGGUGGGAACCCUCCAGGUCCCUCCUGAUGUCGAGGUGGUUGUUUUGUUUUCAUAUUGAUGAGUGCUGUGCUUUAACUCUGCAUUUUUGUUCUGCUCAUAAGUCACCAAAAGACUGUUUUUUAACUAGGUGACUGAUAAAUGAAAUUAAUUGUUAAACCGGGACCAUGAGCCAGUUUAAAGAACUUUCAGUUGAUUAAUUACAGUAACCAAGUGUGUAACUGAUAAUGUACAAGCUAUUGUUCAUUUGUUAGAAGGGGCACCCCCUUUCAUUCCCUAUUGCAAUAACUUUUCAGAUCCAAAAUAACCUCAAAAAUAAAUAAAGAACUGUGUCCUGAACUCUCAUUGUCUCCAAUUAAAACCUGCCCAUAGUGAUUUAAAAUUUACUCCCAACCAAUUAAUAAUAAAGUAACUGAAUGAAAUGAAACGUUUGCAGCCCUGAUUUGGAACCCACUUCCAAUUUUGGGAGUUAAGGGCAGGCUAAGCAUCCAUUUGUGGGUGUGAUCCAGUGGUGUGAACUUUUAUAUCUUUAAAAAACACAAGAAGUGGGCAGAGGGUGAGCGUUGAAGGAGAGGCAAGCAUCUUUUGCCUUCUUCAGGGAAAGGCAGCAUUUGGUGAAAGCUCUUUAGAAUCAGACGAAUUUGGUGUAGCACUCGCAGGUUCCCUCAGGCUGCCAAAUUGACUGCCACCAACAACUUUUUCUGCUUCCCUGCCAAACUCAUGGGGAGAUCCAUGCCUAAGCCCAUGCAUGGUCCCUUGCCAUGUAAAUUGCACUCCUCCAACAGUUACUUGAUGGGCUGGCUGGGAGCAUGGUUGUGAUGGGGAGGAAGGCAUGGAGGAAGGCAAGGGAUUAACAUGUGUUUGUGUUGCGUGUAUGAGAGGGAGGGAGAGAGAAAGGGAACGGACAUAGUGGUUUUGGGCUGAGCUGCCCAGAAUCUAACUGUGCUUCCUGGGGGUCUGUUUGCAGCAUGCUGGGGAUCUUGGAAAUAUCUUGGCGGCUGAUGAUGGAAGGGCUUCCUUCCGGAUGGAAGACAACCAGCUGAAGGUGAGGCUUCCUAGAGGAUGUGAGGGGCACAGUGAGUGGGCUUGUGAUCAAAAAAACUGAUAGAAACAACAAGACACAGGACAGCUGAUUCCUUUUCCUUUCCCCUUUCUUCAGAAUCAAUAGAUCCCUUCUUCCAGUGUAGGAAAAUUUUAUAGUUUGAUUGUUCAUUAACUCCUGUAGGGAUGGCAUCGCAGAGUGAGGGCACACCCUCCUCCGCAGCAUAAGAUAAGCUACAGCUGUCUAGCCGCCAUGUCCACUCCUUGACCUUUUGUCUCCUCAGCAGUGUUCAAUGUCCUGACCUUUACCUCCUUUGCAAAUGUAUCACUCAUUUUCCCCUGUAAUAGGAAUAUGGCGUGGUGGAGCAAGUUGCAUAGAUAACUAGGCAACACCCAGGGGGCUCGGGAUUGGAGAAGUAUAAAGGGCAAAGUCCUGAAUGUAUCUUGCUGGUUUUGUAUAUCUUGCUGAUAAAAAGAGCCUUUGUUAAGCUAGCAAUCAGCUUGGUCGUGCACAGCUCACUUGCAUCCCAACUCCCGUGUCGGCUCUGUUAUGUCUACAAACUCCAGUAUCUUUUCCACAGAGCAAACCUUGUGCUGUAUUAAACAGACUUUCCUGAGCUCCCUCCUAUCAAUGCACACCACACCCACCCCUGCCUCAAGGCUUUGUGUGACGCAUUUCCCAGUCAAAAUGACCUUUCUGUGGUAUUGCUCAUGAAACCUGCUUUGCCUGUCAGUUUUCUUCUGUUGUUGGCAGCUUCUCUCAGAGCAUUGAGAGUGGUCAGGAACACACCGUGUUGCAGCACUUCAUCCAGUGGCCAAACAGUUUUGUUAUGACCCAAUAGUUUGGGCAGAGUUGUUUUCAGUUUAGGAUAAAGUACAGUAGUGCCCCUUGCACGGCCAGCAUUGCUGGGAGCUGCCACCAUCACUAGAGCGACAAGGACUGGUUGCACAUGCAUUGCUAUGCUCCAUUUUAGGUUCAUGACAUCAUCGGCCGCUCACUGGUGGUAGACGCAGGGCAGGACGACUUGGGCCGUGGAAGCCACCCGCUCUCAAAAGUCACUGGAAAUUCGGGUGAGAGGUAAGAAGGAUUAGAGUUUGUUGAGUUCUCUUUGUCUGCUGCAAGGUGGGACACCUGACCUAGGAAGCUGUCUAAAACCAGGGCAGAUUCUUUGUCCAUCAGACAUAGCAUUGCCUACUCUGGCUCACUGAAAACCAACAGGGCCUUUGGCAGACCCAAGUCUUUCCUGUUACCUGGAGGUUGCUUGCCUGGACUCCUCAGAGCCUUGAGGAAAAGGUUAGCCAGUGAUUGAUCGCCCAACCGGUUUUCCAUUUAAACAGGUACCGCAUGGUGAGGAACUGUCAGCAUGUAGACCUCCAGGCCUCCCCAUUCGGUCCAUGAGGCCAUUUUCAGUAGGCCAUGCCACCCAUAUGGCCAUGGGCAAAGGGCAAGACUUCAGAGGAGCAAUCGGGAGCUUAAAGCUCCCAGUUGUUCUUUGGUCAAGCAAGGUGCACCCAUAAGACUGCUCCUUCACACCCUCCCACCAGUGCUUCUCCUUCAAACUUCUGCAUUGCAAAAACAGGUCACCUGAUAACAUUCUGACAUCCAGUAGGUGUCCCCAACCACUUGUAAAAUUUUGUUGCAGGGGUGGGAGGUAUAGGGGAGAUAAGGAUCCUGUUCUUGCCAGCCAGAUCAUUUCCCCACCCACCACGAUAUGCAGUGCAUCUCUGGAGUUGGAUUUGACUGUGUCGUCUGCUGGGUCUUCUUUUGUGUUUGUGGCUGUUUUUUUAAUAUCAUUUUUCAAACAUACCCAAGUCUUUCCAGAGCUUGAGCUGUGGGAAGGCAGCUGCAAAACUAUUUUAAGUCAAUAAUGCAGCGGUUCUCAACCUGUGGGUCCCCAGAUGUUGUUGGACUACAACUCCCACCCCUGGGCUCUGGCCUUCCUAGCUAGGGGAGAUGGGAGUUGUAGUUCAACAACAUCUGGGGACCCACAGGUUGAGAAAGGCUGCAAUAAUGGGAUGCAGAAACCUGGUCUAGGGGUCCUCUCUGCAGCUAAGGACUUAAGCCACCUUCCUUUUCCUUCCCAGAGUGGCCUGUGGAAUCAUUGCGCGCUCCGCCGGCCUCUUCCAGAACCCCAAGAAAAUAUGCACCUGUGAUGGAGUGACGCUGUGGGAAGAACGGGAGCGUCCUGCAGCCAAGCCAGACUGGAAAGCCGCUGGCCAACCCACCUCUCAUCUCUAGGCUUUGCAGUUCUGCCCAGGCUCUCCUUGGGCUAGGACGUCCCGAGGGUUCCAGCUGCUUUCAUUUUCCUGUGUCUCCUAAGUGCAAUGUGUUAGGCAGGAGUUCAACAGGUGCUGCUUUGUAGUGGCGUAGUAAUGGCAAGCGCUUAGCCCCUUGAAUGUCUUAAUUGUGAAGUUCUUAAACGGCACAGGAGGAGGAAAUGUAGCCUAUUCAGCAGUGACAUGGUAAAGCAUCAGUCCUUGUGAGGUAUGUGUCAAAUGAAUGAAUUCUUGUCUGAAUUCUAAAAUCGUCAUUUGUGAGCAAAGAGUUUGUUGGAAAGUGUUGUUGCUCUUCCAGUGUCUUUGGGCCACCCAUAAACAAGUCCGCUAACUUUAUCUUUGGGUGUUUCAAGUGCCUUAUUUUCAGACACACUCACUUUGAUUGUAGCCAAUGAGUCCUACUCUCAAGUAUAUCCAUUGGAAAUCAGUGGCUUAAGUUAAUCAUGGCCCUUGGUUUCAAUGGGUCUACUCUGGUAGGACUUCGCUGGCUGCUUCUCACUUUCUUGACCUUCUCUGUUGCCAAUUAAGGAUCUUGGUUGAACUUUGGAGGUGGUGUUUUCUGCAAUAAACCUUCACUAUGAUUCUGUAUAUAAUCCAAGGUAAAUGAACACAACACUUAACCAUUGGUACUCCAGGUCUUGUUGGACUCCCAACUCCCAUCAGCCUUGGCCAUUGGCCAGUGCUGGCUGGGGCUGUAGAGAGUUGAAGUCCCAGAACACCUGAAGGGGCACACAGGUUUCCCAUCUUUGCCCUUGGGACACAGAGUUGGGGAAGGUAAUGGGUGGCUAUCCCCCCAUCUUUCAGUGCAUGUUUAAUGAGCAGAAUAGGGAAACUAAUCCAGCUUAAUAAUUGUGAGUAUGGAAACACAGGAGGGGGCGUUAUUGUGAAUUAAUAAAUAAAUGCACAGUAGUUGUCAUGUUGGGUUUGUGGCUGCCUUAUGUGCUACAGUGCAUGUUUUGGGGAGAUGGGAAGGGGAAUCCAUGACUUCUGAGGUGUGCAUACUCUAGACCCGUGCCAUUAUGCUCUUAAUAGAACCAUUAAAACUUAAAAUUCUUUUUAGUAGCUAUCCAGUCUUAUUUGGCUUGACA